Messenger RNA from Chaetomium fimeti, 1725 nucleotides. RefSeq names its product activator of Hsp90 ATPase. Gene Ontology annotation, cellular component: cytosol. The record is from RefSeq and is a predicted model, not a curated record. Bases 314 to 1294 code for a protein of 326 amino acids. Gene Ontology annotation, biological process: protein folding; positive regulation of ATP-dependent activity. NCBI's taxonomy places the organism in Eukaryota, Fungi, Ascomycota, Sordariomycetes, Sordariales, Chaetomiaceae. The transcript has 5 exons. Gene Ontology annotation, molecular function: protein-folding chaperone binding; ATPase activator activity.
CGGCAACUCCCCAAUUUAUUCAUUUGGGCGAGCCUCACCCAUCUCGCACCUCUUCCCAUUCUUUUCCAUUUGUCUCCGCGUAAACAACCUCUUGACAGCGGUUGUUUCUGACGAUCGCCACCCAACUCCUCGCUGGCACCAGUCAUAGGGCGACUUGUACUCCCUUCCCUUGAUGACGACGCUGCGGUCCACCAGGCCAUCUCUGAUCGAGCACCAAUCUAUUCAAUAUUCUUGAGCUUCAGCUUCGAAGAGACCGGUGCUAACCAAGACAGAUAUUGACUUUAGGUUCCUUCCUCCCUCGACAACCGCCAACAUGGUUCUGCACAACCCCAACAACUGGCACUGGGUGAACAAGGAUGCGUCGCCGUGGGCGCGCAAGUGGUUCGAUGACAACCUUCCCAAGGUCGAGGCGAAGGAGGGGGAUGUGACGGCCAAGAUCAGCAAGAUCAUCAGCAUGGACGGAGACGUCGACGUGGCACAGCGCAAGGGCAAGGUCAUUACGAUAUUUGAUGUCAAGUUAACUCUGGAGUACACAGGCUCCACUGCCGAGGAUGACGACGUUUCGGGUACCAUUACCGUCCCGGAGGUCUCGCACGAGCUCACCGAGGACGAGUUCGUGUUCGACAUCGAUAUCUACUCCGAGUCCAAGGAGAAGCAACCUGUCAAGGACCUGGUGCGGUCAAAGCUCGUCCCCCAGCUCCGCAGCGAGUUCGUCAAGCUCUCCCCUGCCCUCGUCGCCGAGCACGGCAAGGACAUCCAGCACGCCCCUGGUUCGAACCCGUCCAGCGGUUUCUCGACUCCCAAGUUGCACCCCCAGGCAGCUGCUGCCGCCAAGCCAGCGGCGACGUCAAGCUCCCAGAGCAGCAGCGGCGCCGUUGUCAACACGACUACUGUGACGGACACUGAAGAAUUCCGCACGACAGCCGAGGAGCUCUACAAGACAUUCACCGACCCGCAGCGGAUCGCCGCUUUCACGCGAGCCCCGCCCAAAGUAUUCGACGGCGCCAAGAAGGGCGGCAAGUUUGAGCUUUUUGGUGGCAACGUCUCGGGCGAAUUCCUCGAGCUGGAAGAGCCACGCAAGAUCGUCCAGAGUUGGCGUCUGGAUCAGUGGCCGGCGGGCCACUACUCGACACUGCAGAUCGAGUUCGACCAGAACGAUGUCGACGCGGUCACGGUCAUGCGCGUCGAGUGGAAGGGUGUGCCCAUCGGUCAGGAGGAGGUGACCAAGCGUAACUGGCUAGAGUAUUAUGUUCGCAGCAUCAAGCGGACCUUUGGCUUCGGCACCAUUCUUUAAGAAAUAGCAUUGCGGGAGGGACGGCGUUCGGCGGAAGGGAUAAGGUGGUACGACCGGUAUGCAUGGUAAGGGACGGCGGUGGCAUCUGAGCUUGGUAUGGUCAGAGCCGGGUCUUUCGCGUCAAGAUUUAUGGUGAUGGCUGGAUACCACCCAGCAAGUUACGGCGUCACGAACAAAUCGAUGAGAAAACGACAAUAUAUACACGAGCUUUCUCCUUUAUCCGCCUUCUACGCGCCUUUGCCUCGCCUCUCGUUUACCUUUCUUGUGGCAUGUUAGCUGCUCGGAUUGCUGGGGUCGAUAUUGACAACGGUGCCCCCCGCCCUUUAUAGCCGCAAGUUGGGCGACGAUUGUCUCGGGCGACUUCUCCAAGUAGAGUAGGGCAAAUGCACGGGGACUAAUAAUACCGUGAGCUACUCAGUGGCAUAGCUAAA